Rangifer tarandus platyrhynchus (Svalbard reindeer) is the source of this 738-nucleotide messenger RNA. Lineage: Eukaryota; Metazoa; Chordata; Mammalia; Artiodactyla; Cervidae. The record is from the annotation of a GenBank genome assembly.
AUGUCUAGAUUAGCGUGGUUAAGUUCCUGUAAACUUGUAGCAGAGCUCAUGAACCGGGUCCCAAGAGAACUAAAUUCUAGCUUUCAAAAGAGGACGCAUGUCUUUAAAUAUUUUGUUUGCAGUGUUAAAAGAUCACUGAAAUUGGAUGGUCUGUUAAAAGCAAGUUCAUUUGAUUCUCCUAAAAUCACAAGGAAGAAAAGUGCUGCAGCCUAUUCUCCAACAACUGGAACCUGUCCAAUGAGCCCAGUUGCUUCUCCCACAAGCUCAAAAAAACAAGAAAACAGAAAUGGACCAUCAAAUGGAAAGAGGGAAAACUUGAAUCACCUCAGUAUAAACAAAAGAAAGGAAUCUACUAUGCAAGACAAUGAAUUCAUGGUGUUGCUAUCUAAAGUUGAGAAAUCGUCAGAAGAAUUCAUGGAAAUAAUGCAAAAUUUAAGUAGUAUACAGGCUUUGAAGCGCAGUAAAGAGCUUGAAAAUCUCAUUGGUAUCCCCCAUGCAUCAUGUGUCUUUAAAAGAGAAAUGCAGAAAACAAAAGAACUAAUGACUAACGUAAUAAAGCAAAAACUAUUUAAAAAGAAGAAUUCAGGACUUCCCAACAAAGAAUUAUGUGAUCUUGACAGCUGUGAAUUCCUUAAAACCAUUUUAAAUUUAGCCUGUCCUGCUACUGAACGAAUUAUGAUUUCAGAAGUAUCAUUCCACUGUAUUUGUCGUAAAAUCCAAAUUUACACCAUUGUUUAG